Rhopalosiphum maidis (corn leaf aphid) is the source of this 3216-nucleotide messenger RNA. It is a transcript of the gene mim, whose product is annotated as MTSS1-like protein. Gene Ontology annotation, biological process: plasma membrane organization; cell projection assembly. Lineage: Eukaryota; Metazoa; Arthropoda; Insecta; Hemiptera; Aphididae. The coding region runs from base 396 to 2573 and encodes 725 amino acids. The transcript has 13 exons. Gene Ontology annotation, cellular component: actin cytoskeleton; cytoplasmic side of plasma membrane. Gene Ontology annotation, molecular function: actin binding; phospholipid binding. The record is from RefSeq and is a predicted model, not a curated record.
CGAUUCACUCGAUUCCGUCCUCAGUGUUCGUAGGUGUCGGUUGUGUAUCCGCCUCGUACAUGUUUUUUAAGAUAAAAGUAGUGCAAAUGGUUUUGUUUUGAUUUGUUUAUACUUUUCUACUUGGACAGAAGUAAGAAAGAAAACGUUCGUACCUAUUUGGUUUCUGAAUUUUCUUCAGUGACGAGAAUACUCAUACGCGAUGAUCGACGAUCACGUCCACAGGGUUGUCGUUGUGGUUUUCGGUCGUGAUUAGAAGAAACUUCGCCAAACGAGAUAAAUAAUAAUAAUAUUAUAGUUCAUUAUUAUUGAACGUGUGCUGCGUGUAUUUGUGUUUUUGAGUUCGAUUGUGUAAGAGAUUGUUAGUGUGUGCGCGUGUGUGUAUUACCGCUCACACUAUGGAAGGUAACGGGGUCGGCAAAGAUUGCAAUGCCCUCGGCGGAUUAUUCCAGCAGAUCGUCAUGGACCUGAAGAAUGGAACUCCAAUGUGGGAAGACUUCAUGGCAAAAGCCACAAAACUCCACACGUGUCUUCGAGCAACUAUUCACGCCAUCGGAGCUUAUCUAGAUGCGUUUCAAAAAAUUGCUGAUGCUGCCACUAAUGCCAGAGGUGCUACUAAAGAAAUCGGAACUGCAUUGACCAGAAUGUGUCUUCGUCAUAGAGCUGUUGAAGCUAGAAUGAAAACAUUUUCAAGCGCAAUAAUGGACUGUUUGGUGGUUCCGCUUCAAGAGAAACUUGAAGAUUGGAAGAAAACUAUUGUCAAUCUAGACAAAGAGCACGCUAAAGAAUAUAAAAAAGCAAGAGCUGAGUUAAAAAAGCGUUCUACGGAUACACUGCGUUUACAAAAAAAAGCACGCAAAGGUGCGAAAAUGAAUGAACUACACAAAGCCUUGCAAGACGUUUCUGAUAGAAAAGCUGUUUUAGAAGAAACAGAAAAGAGAGCUGUUCGUGAAGCAUUAAUCGAAGAACGAAGUCGAUAUUGUAUUUUUGUAACAAUUUUGAAACCAGUUCUCGAAGAAGAAGUAGCCAUGCUUAUGGAAUUAUCCCAUUUACAAGAAGUUAUGGAUAAAUUAGAAGCACACACCACCGAACCAUACUCUUUACCUCCAGCUAGUGAACAAGUGCUGGUUGACUAUAAAGGUAGUGAAAUGUCAUGGACACACCAAACACCCCCAAGUAGUCCCAGUUCGUUGGGUUCACGUAAAUCAAGUAUGUGUUCUAUCAAUUCAAUAAACAGCUGGUCUAGCGGCAGUACACAUUCACCGAGCCAUCAAUAUUGGAGCCGCUCACUGCUUCAGCCAGUAUCCAAUGAGCUACGUUACAAAGGACCUUUACCUCCUAGUAGAUUAUGCAGUGCUUCAUCUCAUGAUUCGGGGUUUACAUCCCAAGACACAAUAUAUACAAAACAACAAUCAUAUUCAAAGGCUCCUAACUCAUCUGAUUCCAAUAGUAGCAGUGCUGGAAGUAGUACACCAUCCACACCAUUUGCUAGUUCAGAAGGUGGAUGUGGCACAUGGCCCAAUGCUCAGGAAACAUUACAAUUUGAACGUGCAGCGUCAGCCAUUAUGAAUGAUGCAAGACCACACACUAUUUCAGGUGGUGCCCACCAUCUACGACCAGCCCUUAGCGCGUACACAUUUCAACCUGAUUCUUCUUCUAUUGAUAAAACUCCCGUUGUCUCACCACAAGACGAUUAUGCUCAUGUCCCCGAUGUCCCGUCCAGAGAUAUGCACAAAAGUUAUAAACCAACCUCACUAAAAACAAUUGAAUAUAUUCAACCAACAUAUGUUAAUAUGCAUGAACUAGCUAGUAUGGCUGCCAACAAAGCUCAAGAAAGAAAUUCACAGUACACUGAGCCUUCUUCAAUUGUAAAUUUGAAAAAUGAUGGAGAUCGAAAGGAAAGCACUAGUGAGAGUUCUUUGGAGUCUUCAAGUGGCUACAGUAGUCAAACAGCAAUAUCAAAUGCCACUCCAGAUGAAGGUUAUUCCAGUCUCAGAAGCGGUACUCUGUGUCGUCGUUCUUCAAUUCAAAGCAACAAGCCACCUCCACCAAUACGCCGUACACCAUCUAUCUUAAACAAUUCAGUACAAAACCUACCUCCUCCACCACCAUUUUUGCUGGAUAUUGCUACAGAACAACGGCAGCAAAGUCGAUCACAAACAUCUUUAACUUCAGAAAAAGUAUAUUCUGAACCCAUGACACAUCAACGUAAAUCAUCUGGUGGAAGUGUGGCUGAAACUGUACGUAAUCUAACACAACUUAAUCAUACACCUGCAAGUCCUAUUUUAUUGCGUCGCACACCCAGUAAUCGAUCAACAAGUGCUGAUAGAUGUAAUAGCCAUUCAACUGAACCAGUUACUGGGUUUAUGGCAGCUUUAGGCUCUAGACUAUUACAACAGCAACCUAAAACAACAGGUGGGUCUCCAAAAUUAGCCAGACGUUGGAUUGCUCCUGCCAGACACUCUGUUGUGGACCCAGCCACAUGUCAUGAUUCACUUAUGGAACAAAUAAGGAAAGGUAUGGUGUUAAGAAAAUCUAUUGCUGUCAAUGACAGGUCAGCACCUAAAACUAAUUAAGAAUUAAUACAUCAAAUUAAUAUUGUUUUCAUUUUGAAUAUUAAUAAUUUUCAUGAUUUUAUUUUGUAAUACCUAAUCAAUUUAAUUUAAAUAGUAAAUUCUAAUAUUAUAUUUAUAAUUUCAAUUUUUCACAUAGUUAUUGGAUUUGAAUUUAUUCUAAAACUUAAAUAAUCUCGCAAACUAUGAAAUCCAUGUUAACAUAAUUUGUCUAAUGGUUACUCUGUGUUAUACAAAUGUUUACUUCUAAAAAAAUAUAUAAAUAUAUUUAAAACUUAAAGCACGUGUUGUAAAACAAUAUGUAGGUUUUUUCUUAUUUCUUAUAGUUAGUGUUUUUUGACCAAGGUGAUAAAAUACUAUGUGUAAGCUCUAUAAAAUGUUUUAUGGAUAAUUUGGACUUGAGUUUAGUAUAUUAAUCAUUCCAGACGUGUAUAUUUUUUUUUACUAACACAUUCCUUUGUUUAUGGUGAUCACUUAUAACUAAAUGUUUAUUACAUAAACCAAAAAGUCUCACAUUUGGCAUAACAGAAUAAUUAUUCCGAAAUCUAAUAAUUUAGAUAUUAUUCUGUGUAUAUAAUCAAUUAUAAAUGUAUACACCUGUGUUCAUUAAUAAAAUCAAUUAUGUUCAGAAUUUCAGUUUAAAUCU